AUGUUGCAGUCUCAUUUACACAGAACGAUCGUUAUCAUUACAAUCUCGAAUUUCGCCAAUAGUUUUCAUUCAUCAAACUACUUUUUGUCCUCGUGGAUUCUCAACAAAUUCUCAUGGGAGAGUAAUGCUGAAAGUGACUUGGACUUCAUUAUUGCCAAAGGUACAGCUGAACGUACACUUCGAAGCAUUGCAAAUGUUAUUGAAUAUGUUCAACGUACUGAAAUUUCGUCAGAUAGGGUGGAGAAACUUAGGUAUACUCUCGAAGCAGAUUCCACAUCUUUGAUUUCUAGGGCAUGGGUAGAAAAGGAUCCUAAUUUGUUUCUCAUCUUGGUUUGUUUCGGGAUUAAGAUUCCAGAUUCCCUUGCCUUAAAUAAGCUUCUUCAUUAUGGUUUGAUGAAGAAAGGUGCCGACUAUUUAUACAAAUUAGCGAAAGGAUUAAGCUCGAAUGCUACCAUCAACAAGCAAAUCAGUGUCCUACGAAAGCAAUUAACGCAAUCUGAGCGUGAAUUUAUUAUCAAUUAUUAUCCUGGAACGGCUAUUGUGCAUGUUGCGGUGGAAUUUAUUUAUCUUGGCGACUAUAAAAAAGCUCGAGAGUACUUAGAUCUCCUUAGGGUAAAUUCUGCGAACGGUGAUGAUUUACAAAAAAUUCAUGCUUUCCUGAGUUGGCUUAUUACCUUGUUUGAGAAUAAAAUCACUAUAUUUGAUCUGAAGACCGCAAAUAAUCCUAGAGCAAUGCUUGAGGCGUUAAAAAAUAUACCAUAUAUCCAUACAAUGGCCUCCGUACAUUAUGUUGGCCUUCCACUUGUCUUAUUUUCAAAAGUAAUCGAGGAACUUAAGAGCAUAAAUGCGUCCCCAAGGAUGUUUUAUUUUGCUGUCUGCUUCUUCUGCCCCGACGUAAUGGAGAAAGACUCUUUAGCAUUAAAAGAAGCUUUCUCUAUAAGUAAAAAUGAAGAACAAUUGAUCAAGCCAGCAGGCAGUUUGCUACAUCUCAAUGAGCGUCUUUUGGCCCCUAUCUAUGAUGCUCUUUUUCGUGGGACCUCCAAACGAAUAUCAUCAGAAAUUUACUUGAAGUUGUUUAACGGAUUGAUGGUUGAGUUUCCUGAUGCUUCUAUUUCUGCUUACUCGUUUUAUACACGAGCAUUUGUUGCAGUGAAUGAUAAAGUUGACAAUUCAAACCCUUAUUAUGCUAGACUAAUUUCCUUUUUAUCCGACAUCAAGUAUCGUUACAUUAAGGAACUAGCAUAUUUAUAUCAGAUUGCGUUUGAAUAUUACUUGACUGAUAGAGAUGGAUAUUCACAAUUUCUUCAAACAAUGCGUUGCUAUACAGAUACAUGGGGUAAAGUACUAUUGCCCUACAUCCUGAUCACAAACAUGUUCAAUAAUGUUCCAUUCAUUGAACGAGAAAGAUUAUUUGUGGAUCUCACUAAUGCAGGCAUCAAGUUUUCCGAAAAGGAGUACAGCUUUAUCGAAAAUUCGACGCAGCAUCUUAUUCCAAAAAAGCUGCAUGACCAAGAUGUGCUUUUAAAGCAAUUAUUUGAUGGUCAGGAAAUUUCAGAAAGGCACCUUAACUUUGAUAAUACGAAAAGGGUAAUCACGCAAUUUCCAAAGACUUUCUGUAAUGAUAUUGUCAAAUAUAUAUAUGUUCCCAGGAAGUGUGAACGAAAGAUAUCUGAAUAUGAUGCUAAUGCUGAUAUAUGUGCUAAAGCAUCAAUUGAGAAAACAACAGAUGCGUCGUCAGACAAAUUUGAAAAAUCUAACAAGGAUUCAUCCGUGAAAUUGGAUAUCCCUGAGUCUGUCUACAAAGCCGCAAUGGCAAGCAAUGGAAAUUUGAAUAUUACCAAAUUGGAUGAGACUUUAAGAAUGUUCAUUUUAAUAAGUGAUGUACGAUUGAACAGAGCAGAUACGCUUAACAUGCACAGCGACAACGUUAAGCAUUUUCAUGACAAAGGUUAUCCUUCCGAAUACUUAAUGGAAUAUUUAGCUUCAUUCUUUAAAUCAUUUGAACAGGCAGCAAAACCGUUGGGACUCCUCGAUGUAUUUCAAGUUGAUUUGGCUCCAUAUACAAAUUAUUCGAUUGUUACAAAAUUACUAUCCUUUGACAAAGCACUUCCAAGGAAAUCCGAUAUCAUUAAUUUAUAUGUUGGGAUUUUAAAUAAUCAAGCCUUAUCAUUUACAAGUUUCAAAAGGCUUUUUGAAAACAGUGUACUCAAAAAUGGAUUGAAAUCAUUUAAAUUUGGCCCCUCUGCUCGGAGCCGCAUCGUUGAUAUAUUUGCAAACGCCGCAACACGAUUCAGGAAAUUUGAUGAAGUCUUCUAUCAGAAAAUAAUGAAAAUUCAAUACGAAUUGACAGGAACGAAUUUGAGCAAUCCUUCCGAAAAUGAAAUAAAGGCACCCAUUAAAUCCUUGUAUAAUUCUAUGCAUUCGAGUGAGCGGCCUUUUGAGCAUUUUUAUGAACAUUUGAAUUCGAUGAAACCAUUGCCAAUUCCGGUGCUGUUGCCGUUUAAAUUUGAGAAGAGAAUGCUAGAAAUAAUACCAAAUAACAAGCUCGACAGUGUCUUUUUGAAGAUAAUUGAAAAUGGCUUACAGGCUGACUAUUGUUCAGAAUUCAGGAAGGCUAUUAUGAAGUGCCUGGAAGAUGGAGAUUUGAACACGAAAUAUCGCAUUCUUCGAGGUCAUCAUCCUAAAUUGAAUGUUGAUAAUGAAUUGUUUUAUUCUGACCUAAAUAAAGAGGAGCGUGCAACUAUUAUUAGCAGAUAUUCGGAGUCCCUAGUCAUUAAGUUUGCUGAGUACUGGAUGACGCAAGGUAAUGAGAAAAAGACUUAUGAAUAUUUGAAAAUGUGCCCUCUUUGCCUGAAAGGAAGUGAUCUUAGCAAAGAUGAAUAUUUUUGUAAUCAGCUUAGAUUACGUGCAGAUAUUUUAUUUAAUAGAUUCCUACCGCGUGAAAGAGAGCAAAAUGAUGAUAAGGUCAGUUGUCAAAUUGAAAAGGAUAUAUCCAAUGGGGAAGCGGUACAGCAUCUUAAAGAAAUUUGCAUUGAGUAUGAAGAUAAAUUACAUUCAUACAAAUUAAAGCAUUACUCGCCAUAUCUAUUAUUCAAAACUCACCGCUAUAAUUUGUCGAGAUAUCGAGUAUUCAGUAAUUUUAGAAUUACAAUGGGAUACCUUCUCUUAUAUUGCCCGUUAUCAUUAAAUAUAUUUACGGAACUUGGACUAUUCCGUAUAUUCGACCUAACGCCCAAAUGUUUGACGAGAGACAUUAAGAUUGAUCCAAAUCUUGUAUGCCCCAAUUCUGGUCUGCUAAUGUUAACCCAGAUUUUUAGGAAUAUUUUUAUAAUUUGGGGAAGUAAGCUUUCAGAAGACGAGGCAAUUAUGCUGUUUGAUAGAAUAAUGAUGUGUGAUAAAAAGUAUGGCUCAACAAUAUUGAGUCCCAAAAACUCCAGUUAUAUACUCAAGGCUUUUAUAGCUUUUGCCAGUAUUCAAGGAUAUACGAAGUUGCUCUUUUUUAUAUAUCGAUGCAUGAUUGAGAGCGAUAUUUAUUAUGAUAAUAUGGGUCCAUUUAUGAGUACUUUCCUUGAAUCGUUGGUUAGCAAGAGUCCAAACCUGUGCGCAGAAAAGGUUGAAGAAUUCAAGAGGAAGCAUCCAGAUAUUAAAAUACAUUACAAGACAUAUGCAAUUAUGAUCAAGAAACUUUCUAUGAAUGAUAGCCAAGCAGCUUAUGCGGUCUAUUUGCAUUUUACUAAAGAUUAUCCAGAUUUCCGAAGCAAUGGUGAUACCCAUAAUCUCAUACCAUUAAUUAAAGGAUUAGGCUGGAAGAAGGAUAGGCAUUUUGCAAAACAGUUUGGGAAUACUGGUGGAAAAUCUGAACUGAGAGUAAAGGUUGAUAAUUUCAACGUUAAGCUUUAUGAUUACGAUAAAUUGGGAGAUUGA
Molecule: messenger RNA, 3924 nt
Organism: Brettanomyces bruxellensis
Lineage: Eukaryota; Fungi; Ascomycota; Pichiomycetes; Pichiales; Pichiaceae
Exons: 2
Coding region: 1-3924 (1307 amino acids)
Source: RefSeq, a predicted model, not a curated record